CAUGUGCAGUAGCAGCAACGACGGCAGCGUGAUGGCCGGGAAGAAGCGUGGUCUGGAGCACCUGGAUGAGUAUGAGCCCAAAGCGGCCAAACAGCAGCGCAGCCUGCAGGAGCGGAUGGCGGACCGGCGGCUGGUGGUGGUCCUGGAGGGGGCGUCUCUGGAGACCGUCAAGGUGGGAAAAACCUUCGAGCUCCUCAACUGCGACCAACACAAGAAUCUGAUCGUUAAAAGCGGCAGAAACCCGGGACACAUCCGGCCUGACAUCACACACCAGUGCCUCCUCAUGCUGAUGGACAGUCCUCUGAACCGGGCCGGACUGCUGCAGGUUUACAUCCACACGGAGAAGAACGCCCUGAUCGAGAUCAACCCACAGACCAGAAUCCCCAGAACCUUCAGCCGCUUCUGUGGCCUCAUGGUCCAGCUGCUCCACAAGCUGAGCGUCCGGGCCGCCGACGGACCCCAGAAGCUGCUGAGGAUGAUUAAGAACCCGGUGUCGGACCACCUGCCCCCCGGCUGCCCUCGGAUCUGCACCUCCUUCUCUGCAGGAGAACCUGUCUGUCCCAGGACUCUGGUUCCUGAAGGUCCGGCUGCCGUGGUGAUCGGAGCGUUUGCACACGGAGCGGUGAACGUGGACUACACAGAGAGGACUGUGUCCAUCAGUAACUAUCCUCUAUCUGCUGCACUCACCUGUGCUAAGUUUUGUUCUGCCUUCGAGGAGGUUUGGGGCGUCCUGUGACUGAUGAUUAUCAUCUGCUCACCUGGACAGACGCUGGACUACAUACCUGUCCCAGUGGACUUCACAGGACUUCACAAAUGUUCCAGUGGACUACAUACCUGUCCCAAUUGACUACACACCUCUUCCAGUGGACUACAAACCUGCUGCAGUGGAUUAGAAACCUAUUCCAGUGAACUUCACACCUGUCCCAGUUGACUACACACCUGUCCCAGUGGACUACACACCUGUCCCAGUUGACUUCACAUCUGUGCCAGUUGACUACACACCUGUCCCAGUCGACUUCACAUCUGUCCCAGUUGACUACACACCUGUCCCAGUUGACUUCACACCUGUCCCAUUGGACUUCACAUCUGUCCCAGUGGACUACACACCUGUCCCAGUUGACUACACACCUGUCCCAGUGGACUACACACCUGUCCCAGUUGACUUCACAUCUGUCCCAGUUGACUACACACCUGUCCCAGUGGACUAAACACCUGUCCCAGUUGACUACACAUCUGUCCCAGUGGACUUCACACCUGUCCCAGUGGACUUCACACCUGUCCCAGUUGACUUCACAUCUGUCCCAGUGGACUACACACCUGUCCCAGUGGACUACACACCUGUCCCAGUUGACUACACACCUGUCCCAGUUGACUACACACCUGUCCCAGUGGACUACACACCUGUCCCAGUUGACUACACACCUGUACCAGUGGGCUUCACACGUGUCCCAGUGGACUACACACCUGUCCCAGUUGACUACACACCUGUCCCACUGGACUACACACCUGUCCCAGUGGACUACACACCUGUCCCAGUUGACUACACACCUGUCCCAGUGGACUUCACACCUGUACCAGUGGACUACACACCUGUCCCAGUGGACUACACACCUGUCCCAGUGGACUACACAUGCUGGACUGUACACCCAGUGAAGGCCUACAGACUGCAGUGCUUCCUGUUUUACUGACUGUGUAUCUGAUGGGGUUUGAGCUCCAUGUGGGACGUUCUCUGGUUUCUCUACUCGAUUUUUCCAUAUAAAAGUGUCGCUGUUUUUUAUACCAAUAUAAAAUACUGAGUUUGGAUUAUGGAUUAUUAGAGUUACAUUAAAAUAUUUGACUAAA
Molecule: messenger RNA, 1842 nt
Organism: Amphiprion ocellaris (clown anemonefish)
Lineage: Eukaryota; Metazoa; Chordata; Actinopteri; Pomacentridae
Gene: emg1
Product: EMG1 N1-specific pseudouridine methyltransferase
Exons: 5
Coding region: 2-736 (244 amino acids)
Biological process (GO): rRNA base methylation
Cellular component (GO): small-subunit processome; nucleolus
Molecular function (GO): rRNA binding; rRNA (pseudouridine) methyltransferase activity
Source: RefSeq, a predicted model, not a curated record